CGGGUAGGAGGUUUGGUUAAAGACUGAUGUCAAUCCUACUGUUUCAUGCAAUUUUGAACCGCAUUUUGGCACCAGAGGCAAAAAGUUUGCCCACUUUUGGGGUCAGUAAAUGCGGCAUAGUUAGCCAUCUUGGAUGAUUGUGACUGUUAAAAACUUAAAACAGCCUUUUAACGUUUUUGUGUGUGCGUGUUUUGUGAAUUUGAAAGCCAACAACAGCAACUUAAUUGUCGCGUGUGACCGGUAGGUGUUGUUGGCACGGUUUAUCGGUGAAUGUCAGUUUGUUUCGUUUCUCAGGAAGUAUUUUAAUUUGCUGUCUCCAUCCGUUCUGUGAGGCGUGUCAUCGGGGGUGCUGUGAUAUUACUCUAGAGGAGUACUGUUUCCUUAUCAGAGCGACCUGUCCGUGAGAACUUCAAGAUGUCUCAAGACACGCUAGCUGACGGUGCCGACCGACGCAGUCGACGGAUCCUCGUCUGCGACUGUCGCUCAGAUGUGCUGGUUACGUCUCGGAUGGAUGCAACGUUUUCCGACUACAAUGACUUUCUCUGUGACCUAAGAAAGAAAUUCUCUAUCAAUUCAGGUCAGACGUUUGUGCUCACCACCACAGACAGAACAGUGUUGGAUUUCGACACAUUUGCUGAGCUUCAGGAUGGUUGUACACUGUACUUACUUCUCGAAGUCAACCAAGUUCUGCCGACGGCGAUGGAGGAGCAAAUCACCUUCACUCCACAUUAUAACACUAUAAUCAAGUGUGGCAUUGAUGAGUACUACACCACUAAGGGCAGGGAAGCACUGCCCUAUGCACUUGCUGAGCUCAUCGACAACGCUUUAUCAGCGACUGUGAACAACAAAGACAGAAGGACAGUAGAGCUGAGAAUGCUUUUCGACAACACUCGUGGGAUACCUACCAUUGUUGUCUUAGAUAACGGACAUGGAAUGAAUUCCAAGGGCCUCAAUAACUGGGCUGUGUACAGGCUGUCUAAGUUUAACAGGAAAAACAACCAACUGGAAAGCCAGUGUCAGGGGUAUGAGCCUCCUACACCCACCCGUCGAAGUCUCAACAGUGAUAUAUCCUUUUUUGGAGUUGGAGGAAAACAGGCUGUUUUCUUCUUCGGAGACUCAGUCAGGAUGAUUAGUAAAUCAGUGACCUCCCCAGAUGUUCACGAGCUGAUCGUGUCAGCAAAAGAGUUUGAGCGAAGAGAAAGAAACCAAGAGGACGUUUACAAGGGAACCAUCAAGAACAGAAAGCCAGGCGAUUCUUCUCACGUGAGCCACAACGAGGCAUUUCUGCAUGAGAUAAUCGCAGAAGAAGUCGGAAAAGAAAGCUUCACGGCCGUGGUCAUCACUGGACUCAAGGCGGAGCGUAUAAGCUACCUGACAGAGGAGUACCCCAAGUGGACCACUCAUCUUGCUCACGUGUAUCACUAUUACAUCCACGGAGAAAAUGGAAAUAAUUUAAGUCUUCCAAACUCAGACCACUCAAAUAUCGACAUUCAGGUCAUCAUGCAGAAAAAGAGUUCCAGACCUCCCUGUGUGCUGAAUCUCAGGGAAGUGGAUACAGACAUGCAGACUCUGUACAUCAAUACUGCUGCCGACACAUUUGAGUUCAGUAUCAGCACUGGACUAGACGGAGGCAGAGUGGAGGGAAUCAUCCGCUAUCAUCCUUUUCUGUAUGACAGGGAGACCUAUCCUGAAGACACAUUCACUGCGCAAGAAGAUGAAGAUCCUGAGAAUGAGGGUGAAGUUCAGAACACAACAGGAAAAAACAGAGACAUUUUUGAGUGUUUCUGGAAUGGACGGCUCAUACCGUACACCAAAAUAUCUGACUUCAGCUGGUGUACCUGGUCUGCAAAGGAGUGUUGUGGUCCCGAAGAAUGUUACCGCCGGAUUUCAGGAGUGCUUUUCACCAACGACAAAUUCCGUGUCACCAACAACAAGCUGACCUUUGUGGACCUGGAGCAGAGGAUAAAGAACAAGAACGCCAUCUUCACUCGUGUUGUCAAUAAACAGGAACAAAGAGCCAACAUUCAGAAGGAUUUCAAACUCUGGUUAGAGAAGUGUCACAUGGAGUUUGACAAGCAAGUCAAGUUCAUGGGCGUCAAAGAAAUCAUAACAAGGACCGAUGUGAAAACCAAGAUUAAGCAGCACCCGUGGACGAGCUUUGGUGCCAUCGAAUGGGAUGGAAAAACAUACAAAAAGGAUCAGUUGGUGAAGUCAAAGAAAACAAAACCCUUUUAUUAUGGUAAAGUGGUGCGGUUUUUGCUGUUUGGAGAAUACAAGAAAGACCUCUUCGCCACAGGAGGAGCAGUGGAGAUUUGUCUGGAACCCAAAGCACUGCACAAUACCAACAAAGUCAUCCUCAUCUCCCAGAUCGACAGAACAGCUUCUGACAAUGACAUCAAGAAAAAAAUCAUGGAUGACGACAAGAAGCGUCCACAUGAGUUAAAGGUGGAAUGGCCAGACUGUGAACCGUGGUGUAUGAAUGAUGUUCACCCAGCCGGCACUCCACUGGGAAGUCUCAAAGUGGCAAUCCUGAACAAAAAUGGAGAGAGCUUGUCAAGGAUGCCGUUAAGCCAGACGGUCAUCAAACUGAGCGUCCAACUAGUGGUGGUGUACCAUGUUCAUAAAACAGAGGAACUCGUGGUCGAAUUUAUUGCCCAGCAUGCAGAAAGAUGGCAAUAUUGGUUCAAGAAAAUCGAGGGUUUGACGAAACCUGGGAAAUACACCUUGUAUCUUAACACCAUCAUAAAGGACACCAGAGACAUCAGUUAUGGAGAAGAGAAGCUUCCUUCUUACUCCCUGAAGUUCACCAUCACAGAGGGCAGCGCUAAGACUUUUGUCAUGGAUACAAUCAACACAUUUCAACAAGUCGGAGUGCCCUUCAACAUCUCUCUGAAGCUGAAAGAUGCUUUUGGAAACCCGGGGAAGUGCCCUGAUCUGGUGCCUGAACUCAAGUGCAGUGACCUGAAAGUGAGUCACAAGUCAGUGGAGAGGAGCGGGCCCACCCUCGUCAUCAGAGACGUCACAGCAUUGGGAAAAGUGAAUUACCAACAGUCCAAGACCUACAACCUGGAGGUGACCCUGCCUGGACUGCAGCACCACACACAGGCCCUGAAGAUCAGUCUGAAGCCCGGUCCUCCACAUUCCCUGCAUGUGAAGACGGAAGGCGAUCAUGCCGUAGUUGAGAAUGGAAACGCUGCGACAUUUGACGUCGAAGUCCUCGACCAGGCCGGAAACAUCACCACUGACUCCAAACUCUUUGUUUGUUGCACGGUGGAAGGACUUCCUCUAGCACAGUGUGACUGCAGCUGCACCGGAGCAGGACAGAUCAGGACCAAAGUUGUGGAGAAGACUUUGAGCAGGGGGCAACCACAAAUGCUCGAAGUUCACUUUAAGUGUUCAAGUGUUAAUCACAAAAACAUCGCCCAGGUAGUAAAGAUGUUGAAAGUGGUGCCCAGCAAAAGAGUGUCACUCAUUAAACUCUUCAGUCAAAACGACACCAAUCUGGAGAUCAAGAACGAGGACAGGGUAGAGUGGCCGGCUGGAAGCUCUUUGGAGAAACUCGUCUACAGCCUUUUUGAUGAAUCCGGGCUCCCGGUUCCACUCACUGACAAAGUCACAUCUGAGAUCAAGGUUAACUGGACCACGCACUUAAACGUGGAGGAUCUGGCUCAGGGGAGGCUUCCUGUGAUCCAGGUGCCAACAAAGGUGUCCAAUGACUUCUUCUGCCAUGUGUCCUGCAGGACCGUUGGUAUCUCUUUUGUAGUCGUACCUCGUCCGGACGAGCCAGCGAAUAUCAGAGCCACUAUUUCCCAGAAAGAAGUGAAGCUGGGGGAGACGCUGAGCGGAACCCUCACCUUAGAACUUGUGGACCAGUAUGAGAACCCGACCAAGACUCUGAGUCCCAGCUGUGUGACGCACAUGACCGUGGAGGCUGAAGGCCUGGACUCGUCGGCCGUGAGCUUCACGUGGCUGGAGGACAGUAAGUCUGUCCAGGUGACGGGACUCUGUCUCCAGGCUGGGACACCGGGCAUCAGAGACAUAAGAUUCUCUUACUUGAAGCAUGAGACGAGCGUCACUAUCAAAGUGACGGCCGGAGAGCCGGCACAACUCAAACUAGUCAGUGGACCUGAGGAGCCCCUAGAUGUGGUGAACGACUCUGGUAUCUCCACACCGUUCCUCCUUCAACUCUAUGACAAGUGGGACAAUGUGUCCACAGACAAGCGUGUGACGGUGGAGUUAAAGACUUCUUCUCCAGCACUGAAGGUCAAGACCGCCGCUAUUUCAAAGCCAGUGAAUUCAGAGGGCAGAGCCUCCUUCAGCGUGAUCAGCCUGAGCGGACCAAAGGGGCCCUAUCGACUCCUCUUUCGAGGUUUAUUCAACAACAAACCCAUCACCGGGCCCUCGGUGUAUCUCACCAUUCUACCAAACGCCAACAAAGCCGUGAAGCUGACAGUGAAGUACGACACCACAGCCAAGCUGCCAGCAGGGGGCAUAUUUCCUGUGUUCACUGUGACUGUGGUGUCAGAUGAAGGACGUCCAUUGAUGCCCAGCGCUGCUCUGUUGUCCAUGUGGCUGUGGAAGGCACAGUCAUCGGAAACCAAACCUUCAAAUGCCACUGAGCUGAAGUGUUCUAAACCCCUGGAUGAUGAAAGAAAAGACUGUUUUUACUUUAGAAACAAAUACAUCCCUAAAAGCGCUGAAACGUACAGCAUCCAGUUUUCUGUCCUCACGGACACGUCCAACGUUCUGUUCAGUGAUAAGAUCACUGCUGACGUCGUGGCCAAUCAGCCGGUCAGACUGGGACCCAGCGUCCCGCCUCCAGUCCCGGUGAUCUCCUGCUGCACAGACAUUGCUAGCCGCACGCUGGUGAACGAUCUGACCCUGAGGAUCGUGGAUGCUCAUAACAACCCAGCGGGGCGAGAGCUGAGCGGUGGGGUAACUGUUUCUAUCACAAGCUCCCAACCCAACAGAAGUGUCCCUCUGUUCGAGGGGACGAAGAAGAGGCUCCUGUUGAAGCUGGAGGACGGAGAGGUCCACGUCAGACGUUUGGCUGUGGUGGAGAACAGCCCCGGUGAGGACGGCAGUGCGUACACACUCGUCUUCACGCCGGUCGUAGACUCGAUUCCUUCGUUACAGAGUUUUGAGCUCGCGUUCCAUUUUUUUAACGAUAAAAUUCACCAGCAGAAAACAAGUGGGAUGCUUCGGAAGCGAGAUGAGCUCCAGACUGCAGUUGAUAAGCUGAAAGAAUACAUCGAUAACAGCGACCAACUACUUCAAUUGUUUAAUGAGGCUUUCAACAAAGCAAACAACACAGCAGUGGACCUCCGAAAGUCUUUGAUCAGCAAGAAAAUGGAAGCACCAGAAUCGAUUCAAGACAUAGACCAACUCCUGAGCCGAAUCAGAGUGGAGGCUGAAACUAUGCAGAGUUCCUCUCGCAGACUCUGCAACAUCAGGGACAACUUCAAGGGACAGCAGGACGUUGUGGGAGUGGUAGGACACCUGGGCUACGUGCAGGACGAUGACGCCGCCAGAGCCAUCUCCUGGCAGAUGAAGAGUUUCAUGGAUUGCGUGGUCACCAGAACCACAGAAUCAGCGAAAAGAAUCUUUGACAGCACAGACGGACGGCAGCAGGUCCUGCCCCUGGACAGCAUAUUUUCAUCACCAUCCAGAAGCCUGCCACAUAUAAGAAAUGAUCGGAUGCUCUUUAAUCCCACUGGAAACCCCGUCUUCGCCAGAGACCUUCUGAUUUACCCUCCUGAUAACAAUAGAUCAGAACUUGAAACAGUCUUCACAAACUUCCUCAAAGACACUCUUCUGAUUGAUGACCUGCAAUCUGGCACCAGUUACAGGAGAGAAAUGGCGAGGCUCAAGAUCAGCUGUCCCACCAUACUGACCAGGGACGGCGUCAGGGUCAGUUCCAUGGGCACGUUUGGAGGAACACAGAACCGAGCUCCACCCAUGAGUCAGAUGUCAGUGUUUGGAGCUCCGCUCCCUCCACAGUACUACGCUCUGCAGCAACAAGCAGACGCCCUCAGCCGUUACCGACAGGCUGUGGAGAAAAGACAAGCAGUGGCCAAAAAGGUUGAGAACCAGCGUCGGAAAGUGUCGUCAUUGGACAUGAACAAGAAGAAGCAGGACCUGACGGAGAAAACCAAACAGCUGGAGGAGAUAAAAGCUCUGCUAGAAUCCACCUCUGAGAGUCGGAGGAAAAGAGUUUCGACCGAAACUUCUCAAUGUGAUGCCAGUGCAAGAAAAAGACCUAAAUAAAUAAAUAAUAAUAAUUAAAAAAACAAAAAAACUACUGCAGUUCA
This is a messenger RNA of Cynoglossus semilaevis (tongue sole), 6311 nucleotides long. It is a transcript of the gene smchd1, whose product is annotated as structural maintenance of chromosomes flexible hinge domain containing 1. The coding region runs from base 415 to 6267 and encodes 1950 amino acids. Lineage: Eukaryota; Metazoa; Chordata; Actinopteri; Pleuronectiformes; Cynoglossidae. The transcript is spliced from 47 exons. The record is from RefSeq and is a predicted model, not a curated record. Gene Ontology annotation, cellular component: chromosome. Gene Ontology annotation, biological process: chromosome organization; double-strand break repair. Gene Ontology annotation, molecular function: protein binding; ATP binding.